This is a messenger RNA of Suhomyces tanzawaensis NRRL Y-17324, 726 nucleotides long. It is a transcript of the gene ARL3, whose product is annotated as Arf family GTPase. Bases 1 to 726 code for a protein of 241 amino acids. The transcript has a single exon. The record is from RefSeq and is a predicted model, not a curated record. Gene Ontology annotation, cellular component: Golgi apparatus. Gene Ontology annotation, biological process: intracellular protein transport; Golgi to plasma membrane protein transport; protein localization to organelle. Gene Ontology annotation, molecular function: GTP binding; GTPase activity. NCBI's taxonomy places the organism in Eukaryota, Fungi, Ascomycota, Pichiomycetes, Serinales, Debaryomycetaceae.
AUGUUUCACUUGGCUUCAUCUUUAUACACCCAAUACACCAAGCGGGAACAGUACAACAUCUUGAUCCUAGGCUUGGACAAUGCCGGGAAAACCACGUUUUUGGAGCACUUGAAGUUGAUAUACCCGGCGUACAACGAGUCCAAAGCUGCUUCAGCAAAACGGGCAGCGGACGACGAGGAAACCAAGAAGAACACCAGCGAGUUGCUCAAGGCCAAGCGCAUCUUGCCCACAGUGGGGCAGAACACCACCACCAUCAAGUUUGAGUCGUCGAUCGAGUCACACUUGUCGUCACAGUUCAAGAAUAUCAACCUCAAGUUCUGGGAUCUUGGGGGCCAAAAGUCGUUGCGCUCGAUGUGGUCACGGUACUACAAGUCGUGCCACGGGAUCAUCUUCAUCAUCGAUUCCACCGACACCGAGCGGUUCCAGGAGUGCUACGAGACGUUGAAGGAAAUUGCCCACGACGAGUCGUGGAACUCAGAAGAAAACAGCGAUCUCCUCAACGUGCCCAUCUUGAUGCUUGCGAACAAGCAGGAUCUCCCGCAAGCGGUUGAUUUGGUGUCGUUGAAGACGGGGGUGUUCAUUCAGUUGGUAAGCGAGCUCGAGGCCACCGACUCCAAGUUACUCCCCGUGUCGGUGUUGGAGAACCAGGGGCUCCGGGAGAGCUUGGAGUGGUUGGUGACACGGUUGAUCUACAACAAGGGCAAUAAGCAGCCCAUCUACAAGUAG